Microplitis demolitor is the source of this 1113-nucleotide messenger RNA. RefSeq names its product N(4)-(Beta-N-acetylglucosaminyl)-L-asparaginase. Gene Ontology annotation, molecular function: N4-(beta-N-acetylglucosaminyl)-L-asparaginase activity. Bases 43 to 1113 code for a protein of 356 amino acids. Gene Ontology annotation, cellular component: lysosome. The transcript has 5 exons. Gene Ontology annotation, biological process: protein deglycosylation. Lineage: Eukaryota; Metazoa; Arthropoda; Insecta; Hymenoptera; Braconidae. The record is from RefSeq and is a predicted model, not a curated record.
ACACUCCAAACAAUUAAGCUCAGUCUUAAGUCAUAGAGCAAAAUGAAAGCUGCACUACCAGUCAAUCUGCUAAGUCUAUUAUUUUUUUCAAAUAAAUUUUUGCUGAUAAAUUCUUUGGCGAAUAAUCCGAGUCCAUUGGUGGUAAUUACGUGGGAUUAUUUGAAUGCAACCCAGCAUGCAUGGAAAAUUUUAAAUGAAGAAAAUAAAAGUUCAAUAGACGCAAUUGAAGGUGCCGGUAGUUUAUGCGAAGAACUGCAGUGUCGUACUACUGUCGGAUACGGUGGUAGUCCAGAUGAAGCUGGUGAAACUACAUUGGAUGCUAUGAUCAUGGACGGAGUAAAUAUGGAUGUUGGAGCUGUUGGUGGCAUAAGAAACAUUAAAAACGCUAUAUCAGUUGCACGGAAGGUCCUUGAAAAUACAGACCACACAUUACUAGCUGGAUCUCUUGCUACUGACUUUGCUGUGAAGAUGGGAUUCAAGCAUGAGUCGCUGACAACUGAUUUCUCGAAAAAUAUGUGGGAAUCUUGGAUGAAAAAUAAUUGUCAGCCUAACUUCUGGAAAAAUGUCAACCCUGAUCCAUCGACUUCAUGUGGGCCAUACAAUCCUGUAAAAAAAUCAAUUACUAGUAGGAUUGAUUUGGAAUUAACUGACAUUGAAGAUAAUCAUGAUACGAUUGGUAUAAUUGCGAUGGACAGUAAUGGAAAUAUAGCUGCUGGCACAUCGACUAAUGGAGCGAAUCACAAGAUACCAGGGCGUGUUGGAGACUCGCCAGUUCCCGGGGCUGGUGCUUAUGCUGAUCAAGAAGUUGGUGCUGCUGCCGGUACUGGAGAUGGUGAUGUAAUGAUGCGUUUCUUACCCAGCUUCCUCGCUGUUGAAGAAAUGCGCCGAGGAGCUUCACCAACGGAGGCUGCAGCAGUAGCAGUAAAGAGAAUAGCUAAACACUAUCCCAUGUUCAGGGGUGCUGUUAUAGCACUCGAUAAAAAUGGGGAUUAUGGUGCAGCUUGCAACGGAUUCGCUUCUUUUCCUUAUUUUGUUAGUAAUGCAGCACUUGGGAAACCGACAUUAUUACGCAUUAAUUGUUUCAAUUCAAUCAAACAAGUGACAUUAAUUUAA